This is a messenger RNA of Cadophora gregata, 1545 nucleotides long. RefSeq lists its product as uncharacterized. Gene Ontology annotation, molecular function: protein binding; cis-regulatory region sequence-specific DNA binding. The transcript has 2 exons. The record is from RefSeq and is a predicted model, not a curated record. The coding region runs from base 1 to 1545 and encodes 514 amino acids. NCBI's taxonomy places the organism in Eukaryota, Fungi, Ascomycota, Leotiomycetes, Helotiales, Ploettnerulaceae. Gene Ontology annotation, cellular component: nucleus.
AUGAAGUCUUCAGUCAUUUCAGGAGAUUCUGGCAAUCCAGCCGUGGACGUUUAUCCCAGUGGCGGAGUUGAGUCACUCUCACUAUCCAUCGAAGAGUCACCUAAUACCAUACCACCUCAUCCUUUGGGAGUCAAGCCGGCUGGAAACCAAUAUACCGCCAGCAGCAUUGCUAAAAAUUCCAUCGGUUCAUUUCAAGCAUUUCCAGAUGAGAUUUUAGCAAUAUUUCUAGAAUAUCUUGACUCAUACAAAUUACGCUCCUUAGGCGCAACAUGCAAGUUUCUCUAUGCAUUCUGUAGGUCUGAUGACUUGUGGAAAGCAUUAUUCAUUGAGUCACCCAUUUCAAAAUCUGGAUCCUUCACCUGGCACGGAACAUGGCGUUCAACAUUCCUGAAUCUCACCUCCUCCCAAACUAGCCAGAUCCCCUGCCCUGGCGUCUUCUCUGACGUCCUCUACCGACCAUUUCUUUGCACUCACACUUCCCUCCUCCCGUACACGACCAAUAUACCAUCCAGGAAUGCCAUUCCCCGGCUCGCCAACCUCACGCCUGCUGAGUUCUCCUCAGAUUGGGCUGACAAGCCGUUUAUCCUUACAGAGCCUGUUCAGUCAUGGCCUGUGUUCCAGUCAUGGAACACAGAAGCGCUGGUAGAGAAGUACGGCGAUGUCAAGUUCCGCGCUGAGGCUGUGGAUUGGACGCUGGACACUUAUAUCAGCUAUAUGAAUAAUAGCAGCGACGAAAGUCCACUAUACCUCUUCGAUAGGAGCUUCGUAGAGAAGAUGAGUCUAAACUCUACCACCGACUUUAGCAACGACAACAAGUCUACCGACUCCUCCCCACCAUCAUACACUAUCCCAGCUCCCUUCAGCGAGGAUCUCUUCACCGUCCUCGGCUCCCUCCGCCCAGACAACAAAUGGCUCAUCAUAGGCCCCUCCCGCAGCGGCUCAACCUACCACAAAGACCCUAAUGCAACAUCAGCCUGGAACGCUGUCCUCCGCGGCUCCAAAUACUGGAUCAUGUUCCCUUCAUCUGCUUCCUCGCCCCCACCGCCAGGUGUCUACGUCUCCUCCGACCAAAGCGAAGUCACUUCACCACUCAGCAUCGCCGAAUGGCUGCUCGGUUUCCAUGCCGAAGCACGCAAGACUCCCGGCUGUCAAGAAGGCGUCUGCGGCGAGGGCGAAGUCUUGCAUGUCCCGAGUGGAUGGUGGCAUUUAGUCGUUAAUCUCGAGGCGAGUAUUGCGAUUACGCAGAACUUUGUGCCAAGUGCGCAUCUUGGGCGGGUGUUGGCGUUUAUGAGUGAGAAGAGGGAGCAGGUCUCGGGGUUUAGGAAGGAGGUAGUGGAUCCGUAUGGAGUUUUUGUGGAAGGAUUGAGGAGGGAGUACCCGGUUUUGCUCGAGGCGGCAUUGGAAGAGCUGGAAAGGAAGAAGGAGAGGGAGGCGAAGAAGCGGAAGUGGGACGAUGUGGUCGCUGGGAAGGCUGAUGGAGAUGAGAAUGGUGGUGGAGGAUUUAGUUUUGGGUUUGGAGGAGAUAGUGAUGAGGAGCUGCCAUGA